UCCUAUUCUUCCGUUUGCAGGUAUCAAUACUCACUCCUAUUCUUCCGUUUUAUACUUACAAUCAUAAUCGAGUUUCAAAAUAAUGGAGAAUUAUAUACAUAUAUAUAAACCCAUUUCUCGUUUCUGAACCCAGAAACAGAAGGUAAAACCCAGAUGCAAAAACACAUCAAACUGGGCUAUCUGUACGAGAUCGAUCACACUCAGUUACCCCCAAGAACCCCCGUUCAACUCAGGUCCAUCCGAGUUGCCAUGGUGUGCGAGAUGACAGAAUUGAACGUUUCAGUGAGGUUCCCAAGCAUGGAGUCACUUAGGGCAUUUUUCAACUACAGCUCAAGAGAAACUCACCCUGCUUUGGACGAGAAGUUUGUGAUGGGUUCCACUUUAGCAGACAGAGUGCUGAUUCGAUUAGUUCCGUCGGAGAUUUUUUCCGAGCAGAAGAGUUUAGUUGCGUUCUGGUUGAUCGGUUCUUCAGCUGCUCCUGAUUGGUGUACGGAUAAUGUUUCUGUUGGGCAUAAUAAUAAUAAGGGAACUUAUUUGUCUGAGGCACUGAAAGCAAAUGGGAUUGUUAGAUGGGGAAUAAGAAGGCAAGUUAAGUAUUUGGGCAGGCAUAAGGAUAGUGAUAAUGGGAAUGAUGUUAAUGGCCAGAAUAACUCAUCUUCAAGCUUUGUUAAUGGAGUUGAGGAAUCACAGAUGGGGUUAAUGGUUAAUUGUGAAGAAGAGAAGUUGGAUGGAGGUGAUGGUAGUGAAGAGAUUGGUGAUGAUGAUGAUGGUGGUGCAGAAAGUGAUGCAGAGAGUGAAGAGAAGGGUGAGGGAGAUGGAGAAGAUGAAGAUGAAGAAGAUGAAGAGGAAGAAGAAGAAGAAGAAGAAGAGGAGGAGGAGGAAGAAGAGGAAGAAGAAGAAGAGAAGAAGAUUAAGGUGAGUAAUGAGAAUUUGAAAAGAAAGAGAUACCCUUUAAGAAACAAGGGUGGUGUGAAGAAACCAAAGAUUGAAAAGAUUGAUGUCAAGAAAGAAAAGCAAAAGAAGAAGAAGAAGAAGAUGAAGAAGAAUCAGAAGAAGAAAAGCAUGGGUAGAAGUAGAUUCAAGGAAGCACUUGUUCUUAGAGAUCCGAAAGAUCGUUGGUCUGCUGAAAGGUACAAGCUAGCUGAGCAGAAUCUAUUGGCGGUGAUGAAGUCAAAAGAGGCAACCGCAGAAAAGCCGAUUCUGAGGCCUCAACUGAGGGCAGAGGCAAGGAAGAAGAUAGGUGACACUGGGCUACUUGAUCAUCUACUGAAACAUAUGGCCGGAAAGAUUGCCCCUGGCGGUGAAGAGCGGUUCAGGAGGCGGCACAACCCCGACGGAGCAAUGGAGUAUUGGCUCGAAAAUGCUGAUCUUGUUAGCAUCAGAAGGGAUGCAGGGGUGGCUGAUCCUUAUUGGGUCCCACCACUUGGUUGGAAGCUUGGUGAUUCCCCUACUCAGGAUCCUAUUUGUGCUAGGGAGUUGAAGUUAUUGAAAGAUGAUGUUUCCAAAAUUAAAAGGGAUUUGGAGGUGAUGGUUACAAAAAUGCAAUUGGAGGAAGAAGUUGGCAAGUUAAAGAGGGAGCUUGAGGAAUUAUCUUCUAAAAAAAGGGAAGAAGAAAGUCAAGCAAUCACAAUAACUACAAGUCGUUCUGACAUCAGUCAAAAGCUGGAUCAGCUUGCCACUUCAUUGGUCUCCUCAAAAAGUGAUUUUGUGAAUGCACAUGUUUCAGUGGAAAAGUACAAGGAACAGCUGAUGGCCAUCUCUGAUUUUGUGAAAGAAAUAGAGGGGAAAAUAGGAAAGGUGACACCAAAUGUGGAAGAAAGGGCAAUGGUGGUGGUGUCUUCAUUAAAUGCAGAAGCAGAAAUGCAUUCAAAAGAGAAGAGCUCAGUGGCAAAAGAGUCAAAGAGCAAAGAACAGGAAGUACAAGCAUUAAAUGCUACAAUAUUAUCAGAUGAGAACAAAACAGCAGAAAAAGAAAAGACAGCAGCUGAGGAAAAAGCAGCAAGAUUGCAGAGGUUGAAGAGUGGUUUCAGAAUCUGCAAACCACAGGGCACUUUCCUUUGGCCAAACAUGGUCAACAACGGCACGCCGCCGUCGGUUUCCUCCUCCACCGCCUCAGCUCCGCCGCAGCUGCCUUUCCACCACCCAGCCUCCCUUGUCAAGCCAUUGGCUGAGAAACGUGCCGUGGCGGUAACCGUCUCCGCGGUAUCUAAAGGCACAAAUUAUGAGGAUGGUUCCAACAACUACUCCACCACCACUACUGCUUUAAUCAACCUAAAUGAUCUCCCAACCAAUCAAACUAUCAUGCCAAUGCUGUCACCUAGUGGUGUAUAUGGAUCAAGAAAUUUGAUUGGCUACAGUCAGAAGGAAUACAAUACUGGGAGCUGCUCCUCGAUUACGAGCCUGCCUUGUGAAGUGGGGAACUGGUUGGCAUUGUCUACUCCGAAAUCUGCCACCGAUGAGUCGAGCCGUGGUUGAACUCCUUUUCAUUCGUAUUAUGAAAACUAAUAUAUUUUUUUCGCAUGCUAAUGAAAGGUUUCUUGAGUGGGUAUUAUAAGGCCUCAAAGAAUUUAAUCGGUGUUAUAUUCCUCUGAUCUUGAACAUGUUCAGAUCACCUAUUUCUGAUAUUAGGAGAUGUUAUAUGUAUGUUAUGUUUUUGCUUAGACAAAAGUUAACUAUGGUGGAGUCUUGAAUAUUUUAUAUCACAAAUAAGCAAUUAUUUUUUACUACAUUAGAGUAACUUUACCUAGAAGAUGGGUAUUAAAUCUACUUAGAAGACUUGUGUGGUUCUUAAAAAUGCAAAAAAUGCAGUACAUGUCGAAAUCUGAACAAAAA
Molecule: messenger RNA, 2832 nt
Organism: Erythranthe guttata (spotted monkey flower)
Lineage: Eukaryota; Viridiplantae; Streptophyta; Magnoliopsida; Lamiales; Phrymaceae
Source: RefSeq, a predicted model, not a curated record